Messenger RNA from Austrofundulus limnaeus, 6830 nucleotides. RefSeq names its product v-akt murine thymoma viral oncogene homolog 3a (gene akt3a). The record is from RefSeq and is a predicted model, not a curated record. Gene Ontology annotation, biological process: protein phosphorylation. Lineage: Eukaryota; Metazoa; Chordata; Actinopteri; Cyprinodontiformes; Rivulidae. Gene Ontology annotation, molecular function: ATP binding; protein serine/threonine kinase activity.
GAGGAGAAAAAGAAGAAGAGAAGAAGACAGGGAGAUAAGCCACAAACAGGAAGCGAAGUGACACACACACAUUUAGAAAUACACACCGCUUGUUUGUGCGCGUGUGUGUCUGAGAAAGAGAGAGGCUGCGCGAACUAAAGGGUGAACGGGAACGACAGGAAGGGAGGGAGAGUGACGCGGAGACUGGGAGAGCCGCCCCCCUCCUCCUCCUCCUCCUCCUCCUCUCCUCCUCUCCCUCUCUUUCUCUCCUCUCCUCCCCUCCUCCCCUCUCUCUCUCUCUGUGUUGAGCAGAAGUGUAACGGCAUCAGACUCGGCGUGAAGGAACCAUGAGCGAUGUCACCGUCGUUAGAGAGGGAUGGCUCCAGAAAAGGGGUGAAUACAUAAAGAACUGGCGACCUCGUUACUUCCUGCUGAAGACAGACGGAUCUUUCAUCGGCUACAAAGAGAAACCUCAGGACGCAGACCUGCCCUACCCACUAAAUAACUUCUCUGUAGCAAAAUGUCAGCUGAUGAAGACCGAGAGGCCAAAGCCGAACACCUUCAUCAUUCGCUGCCUUCAGUGGACCACUGUCAUCGAGAGGACCUUCCACGUGGACUCACCUGAAGAACGAGAUGAAUGGGCAGAGGCCAUCCAGAUGGUAGCUGACAAGCUGCAGAAGCAGGAAGAGGAAAGGAUCCAGUGCAGCCCCACCUCCAACAUCGACAAUUUGGUGGAGGAGGAAAUGGACAUCUCCACUACGCAUCACAAACGCAAGCUGUUUUUCCAUUUGUCCAGAGAGCGAGUGUUCUCGGAGGAGCGCACGCGCUUCUACGGAGCCGAGAUCGUCUCCGCUCUCGAUUACCUGCAUUCAGCCAAGAUCGUGUACCGGGACCUGAAGUUGGAAAACCUGAUGCUGGAUAAAGACGGACACAUAAAGAUCACUGACUUUGGACUCUGCAAAGAGGGCAUCACUGACGCUGCUACUAUGAAGACGUUCUGUGGGACACCAGAGUACCUCGCGCCUGAGGUCCUGGAGGACAACGAUUACGGCCGGGCGGUGGACUGGUGGGGUUUGGGCGUUGUGACGUAUGAGAUGAUGUGCGGCCGCCUGCCGUUCUACAACCAGGACCACGAGAAGCUGUUUGAGCUCAUCCUCAUGGAGGACAUCAAGUUCCCGCGCACUCUGUCAGCCGACGCCAAGUCGCUGCUGUCCGGCCUGCUCAUCAAAGACCCCAACAAAAGGCUUGGGGGAGGACCAGACGACGCUAAAGAGAUAAUGAGACACAGUUUCUUCUCCGGCAUCGACUGGCAGGAUGUUUACGAUAAAAAGCUCGUCCCUCCCUUCAAGCCUCAGGUCACAUCGGAGACGGACACCAGGUACUUUGACGAGGAGUUCACAGCUCAGACCAUCACCAUCACUCCACCAGAGAAAUUUGAUGAGGACGGGAUGGACUGUCUGGACAACGAGAGACGACCGCACUUCCCGCAGUUCUCCUACUCCGCCAGCGGUCGAGAAUGAACUGUCCACCGCGGGGACGCCGUCGCAGCUGGUCUCUGAGGUCAUCAGCGUGGGACACGAUGACCCACAGCUUUGGACUGACUCAGAGUGACCCAAACUUGAAGGCUUUUGCCCUUCUCCUCCACCUCUUCUCUUUUCACCUCUCCACUCCACUCCGCUUAUUUAUUUAUUUCGUUGUUUUUUUUAUUAUUAUUUUGUUAUUUUUUUUGUGAAUCCCUUCAGAGACUAAAACCUUUAGGCAAAAAUUUCUGUCUAAUUCUGCUCUGCAGCCCCGGGCGCUUCAAACUGUGAUACGAUCAGCUGCUGUUUAAUGACCCUUUAACAGGACGAGGUUCACCAGCGGCCUGCUGUGCUUUGACGUGCGUUGAYCCCGUCAAACUAAACAGAACCGACRUGUUUGAAGACAUUUAGAUGUUAGCCGGUCCGUUUAUUUACAUGUAGGUGUUUUUAUAGUUUCUUAUCCGUAUGAUGAAGACGCCGCAUUUUAAGUCGUUCCAACCCAAACUGCCAUUGCAGGUUGUAUCUCAGGCUUUUUGCAAACACAGACUCAGAGAGACAUUUCGCGUCUGGCUUUCAGAGCAUCGGUUUCUGCGAUUCUGGGAUCGAUUUAAGCAGCUGUCAUCGGCGAGCCAGAAUCCUACGCUCCUCCUCGUCAUCACGCAGGAUUUGACUCAGGUGUUGCUCAGUCCAAGUUGUUGUUGCUGCUAUUCCAACCACCACAACUACUACAGGUAUGACUCYUCUUACUACUGCUCUUCUACUGCUACGACUAAAAUCCGGUGCUACACUUCGAAACAAAUGCUGUGGAUCGUCACAGAAGCGCCAGCCAAACACCAACCAUCUGUAUUACCAUCUAUGCUACUGAACAGCUGCUAACUUCCUGUACAGCUCUUAUUUACGUGUCGACUCUGACGUUUAGAGUAAAAAAAUAUAAUAAUGUAUCGUGUGUGUUUGUGUGUGAAAGGUCGAAUCAAGGGUUUGUGUUCGACGACGCGCCUCAAAGCACAGCAGCUCAGACUGAUGACGCUCCUGAAGGAAUGAGCUUUAUUCCAUUACCCACAAUGCACGAGGCAUCGAUGAUUUGUCUUAUCACAAAGGUAAAAAUCAGAAAAAAAGGAAGGAAAAAAAACGCCUGGUUGGAAUGUUCCCUUCAAGUUUUUCCCCUUCUCUUUUUUUUUUUGUUGUUGUUGUUUUUACAUAUUUAAAAUUUCUUCUGUCCCGAAAUUGGGAGAAAMAAAAGAAAAAGUGAAACGGUACUUUGUUUAAACGACAAAAAGCUUUACUGUGACGUGUUGUUGGGACCUCUCUGAGUCCGAGCAGGAAAAAAACAAAACGAAACUGCAGCAGAAAGGGAUUCAACUGUGAGUUGAAAGAGCAGAAUAUCAGGGAGGGAAGAGGAGAGAGCAGGAGAAAAUCUCAUAGAAAGAGGCAAUAUUAAAUAUUUAUAAUGUGAUAAUUUAUAUGUAGUAACUGAUCUGUUUUCUGCAAGUUUCUUAAGAAAGAUAAAAAAAAGAAAAACAAUCUAUGAGGAGGUGAUAGUUAUGGAUUUACAAGAAUCACAGCUAUGGCUAUAAAAUAUGUUUAUUUAUUGCUCUACACCAUGGUUUUAUAUUUAACCUUUUCUAUUGUUAUUACAUUAUUUAAGAAAAAAGUAUAUUGUUAUUUCUUAGCAUUAGGGGGAGAAAAAAAAACACCUCGAGAAACAAAAAUGGCUGAAGAAUGUAGGAGGGAAAGCAGAUAGCCUUCCUGCUCCAUUGUUUUAUUUUAUGUUUUUUGUGUUGUUUUGUGACCAAAAUGUGACAGCCGGGAGUGGAGGGGAACACGUUAAAGACGAGUAUAAAGCAUCCCGCGGGCUUGUGUUCGUGAGGGAUGGAGAAGAGUUCAGAGGAAAAAGGCAAAGUGGAAAGUUGAGCAGAGAGGAAGUGAGUGAAGCACAAAAAGUCGGAGUAUAAAGACCUGGUUAGACUUGACAAGACGUAAGACUUCGGAUCUCGCUGAUGUGGUUUUGAGACGGUCUUUUUUCAGACGGUUCAUACGUUAAGAGAAACUGCAGGUGAGACGUGUGUUUUUAUUUACAGUUGGAGAAAUGACGACGUGAGUUCUCCGUGUUGACGUUCCCUCUGACGGUUCAGAAGUCACGGAUGGAGACGCUCCUGACGCGCUGAGAACAUUAAUCGGUGCUGUAUUAAAAGAGACGUGGAAAAAAAAAACAGCUGCUCUGACGUGUGGCUGUCACUCAAACAGAAGGACUCUUGCCCCUUAUCAUAUUGCAGAGAUCAAAAUAUGGUGAAGUGCAUCUUUUUAAGAUUUAGUUUUAAAAUAAUCCAACUCAUAGUUGUAACCGAGCUGCUACUUUAGCCAAUCUCUGUGCCGAUAAAGUUUGUGUUUAUUUCCACCUCGAGGAGCACGCAAGGCUAAGAAAAAAACACACGGAAAUUUAAAAUUUGGUGUUUUGAUUUAAGAAACCUGCAGAUGGGUGGUCCCUGAAGGUGUCAGUCAGCGCUACGCCGGCCCACCUCUUCAGAAGUCGACAGUUACGCCUCUGUUACUACCUCGCUUCGAGGAACAGAGCUGCUGCAGAGGAGAGGUGUUUCAGGCCCCCACCCUGCCUCUGUGUGUCUUCUGAAUGCGCAGAGGUGGKGGGUGGGGGGGCAAUCUCUGGAAGUGCGUAGAGAGACCUCCAUAGACAGACAAAGUGGGAACGUGUCGGACAGCCGCCUGUGUCUCCACGCUGUCUCCUUCCACAAGUUCUGCUGUCUGUACAGUUCAGCUGGAACYGUUGUAAAGAUGGCUGUAUUUUCUAACAGCCUUGGCAAGCUGCUYCUCAGCAGAGCAGAAAUAAAGAUAAGUCACUAAAAUAAGUCACUAGUUCUGACGGGGGAGGGCUCUGCGCGAGGAGGACAAUAAGCUAUUUUUGUCACCCAACCAUGUCAGCGAGACACGUCUUACAUUUCAUGAACUACAAACCAGGUUUAGGAGAGAGGAUUCAGAGCCAAACUGUAAGUGUGUUGAAGAAAGGAGGUGGAGGAGUCAUGGGUCGGCUCGGUUCAAUGGGUUUUUUUUUUUUUUAUGAACGGGGAUGUUUCAUCUUUACCGCGUGUCGUCAUUUCUCCGGUCUAAACUUUGUGUUUGCAGUUGUUUCUUUUGUCUUCCAGUCAGACCAAGAAAUAUGUGUUUAAAAAAAAUCCCCUCAAUUUCUCUGUCUUCAGAUGCCGGGUAAGCCUUAUGUGGUUUAACUCAGAAUCAGUCAAACACAUUUACAUCGAACAACCACCACACACAAGAUAAAACCUUAAAAAAGUCAAAUCUCUACUGCAUCUAAAAAGAAAUUGUUUUCUGUGUGGAAAAGGCCACUUUCUGUCAGACAGAUAAAGCAGAGCACCGGGGGAUGUGUUCUUAUUAGGUACAGAAACUUGUACACCCGUUUAUUUAUUUGAAUGUUUUUACUUUCAUCAUUGACGAGUAACUUGAAUUUAUUUUCUGUUUWAUUUAUUUGUCGUGUUUCUUUGUUGUUUUAGCAGUACAAGGGCGUAGAUGUGUCAACUUGUUCCAAACAUUCUUCGCAUUAGUGAUACCUUUUAACCCUUACCUGUUUUUUCUGCUGCUCUCAAGUCCACACGCUUUCCUGUUGCACUACCAUUAAACCGCAUAUAGCUAGCAACGGCGCUUUAUGGCAGAAAAUUAAAUUAAAAAGGAAAAAAAAAAAGGGAUGGCGCUUGCCUGCAUGCUGUAGUYCUCCUCGGCCCGCACCACCAGGCCCGAGUCAAAGUGGCACUCAGAACUCUGAUGAAGAAUACUUCUCUGUGAUCGAACGAGUCURUCUGGCUCCGCUGAGGCAGCCGAGGGGAGAAAAAAAAAGUUCAAAACGAGGCCAAAUCCCACCCAGCUGGCACCCCUGACAGGCUCAAGAAAGCGCUCCCAAGUAUUUGGAAGGAUUUCAGCUUUGAUUUGACCCAGGUCUGCGGGCGGCUGAGGAGUUCUAGCUGUAUGUGCACGAGGAACGCCAAAAACCAUUAGAAACCAGAGCUCAUAAAAUACCGCUUUGUAGCUUUGAACACAGCACUUUCACACAUCCAUCACUUUUGAUAUGAUUCAGAGGAAUCCAAUUCAGCCCUGCCUUUAAGCGAGAUUUUUAGCUUUUUUUAUGUUUUUAAAGAAAAUGACGAUUUUUAACUAACGAAUCCCCUCCACAUAGCUUUGAUGCUGCUCUGAUGUGUAGAUUUGACGAGACGUGGACCGGGUGUCCUCAUGUGCGAGUCAGAGCUGUCUACUGUGAAACGGGGAGAAGGUUUGUGAACUAAAACGAUACUGUAACUGAUCAAUCAUUGCACUAAUCUCCUCUGGAUUAAAAAAGAAGAUGUUUUCCCUCCUGUGAGCCUCCAGCUCUUGUUCAGUUUUAGGUUAUAGGCUGAUUCUGGGUCGGGAAGGUUUAAAAAAGGAAUGAUACAUUUUCUGUGGGAGUUUUUUUUUUAUCUUCUUCUCUUCGGUUCAGCAACAGUGAUUUACUGUCAGUGGUCUCAGUUGUUUGUAAACUGGAUGCAGAAAGUCAAGUUUCUGUUUUCCUCGUCGUACCGGACCGUGUGUGGCGCUGCGCCGACACCGUUCGCUCUCUGAGCUGUUUGAACUCUACGUCCACAACAGACCCGAGUCCAGCUGUGUUUCUGUCAAGACACUGUCGGCUGCUCGGCGUUGAGCUCGUUCACGAACCGGUGACAUCAGUCAGAAACCAGAAACCGCUCCGCUGCUGCCAUUAAAAAAAAACACACACACACAAAUUAAACAAAGGUUUCUGGUCAACGUCAGCAGAGCCCCUCCCCCCACCCCCACCCUCUACAGUACUACUCUUCAUCUUGAUUAUUCCAGUAACAAACAAGCAUGAAAUGCAUUUAUUUAUCAACCCAAAACAGCGAACAUGUAUAAAUAUUUCAACGCUCCAUUUUACUGUAGCUUUACAGUAGUGAGGGACACCUCUGGACAGAUUCCAGCUGUUUCCAGAGGUUCCUCUGAAGCGCUGCAGCUCUGCUCUCCGAUGUCGUCAGCAGACGAGAGACGAUGUUGACGCGGAGACGGCGUUUAGGAAACCCAACAGAUCCAAACAGAUCCACAGAAAUGCAGAUCAAACGGCCUUUUUUUCUGUCCUUCAUGCUGUCAGGAUGCAGUGCUGCUGGCCUGUGAGGCCGCGAGGAUGUGAAAAUAACAGAUUACCAUCAACAUGGAGCUGUUUUUUUACACUGUACAUCCUUAGUAUUUUUACACAUAAAAUGUAUAAGAUAAGGAUGCACAUAAUUUUCCGUCUAACGGACAGCUUCAAUAAAGCACUCUGUCAAUCUG